Molecule: messenger RNA, 1020 nt
Organism: Limanda limanda (common dab)
Lineage: Eukaryota; Metazoa; Chordata; Actinopteri; Pleuronectiformes; Pleuronectidae
Gene: hspb6
Product: heat shock protein, alpha-crystallin-related, b6
Exons: 4
Coding region: 169-606 (145 amino acids)
Biological process (GO): response to heat; protein refolding
Molecular function (GO): protein folding chaperone
Source: RefSeq, a predicted model, not a curated record
GCACCCGGAGGGAGAGGAGCCCGCAGCCAGACAGACGGACGCAGCAGCUCAUCACUGGAACACAUAUCUCUUACAGGACUUAAUUCAAGCAGGGGCCAAGAGGUGUUGAACAGGGGGCUGUCCUUUUCCUUUCCAGCACUGCUUUCGUCAGGGAAUUCAAAUAGAGAAAUGGACUUUGUCCUGCCACCCAGUCUGCCAGCUGGGGGUAUCCCAUGGGAGAAGGUUUUACCACCUCUCAUUCCUCGGCUGAACAGUGCUUAUGGACAACAUAACUGGUCCCAGAAAUUACUGAUUCCAGAGACUGAUAACACCAGCUCGUCAGAGGUUAACUGUGACGGCGCUGGAUUUACAGUUCAAGUUGAUGUAAAGCACUUCAACCCCGAGGACCUAAUGGUUAAAGUGAUCGGGGACUUUGUAGAAGUUCAGGGAAAGCACGAAGAAAGAAAGAAGGAUGGCCCAGGGGUUACUACACGCCAGUUUAACCGCCGCUAUCGGAUCCCAAAGGGAGUGGACACCAUGGCUCUGGAGUCAGCGGUCUCACCCGAGGGCGUCCUGGUCAUAUCUGCACCUAUGAUGCAGACUGAGAACUCCCCAUCCCCGACCUAAUCCGAUUAUUACCACCCAGUCAAAUCCCUCCACCAUCACCACCAUUUACUAUAAUAAAUGCAACAGAAGACUUUAUGAGCGUACAGGCACAAACAGAAAUAACUUCAGGCUCCUUCAGUCAUAGCAACACUCAACAUGUGCCAAAAGACACAUUUGAUCUGUUCUUGGCACGGUUUAAAUAUUCCCCGCUCUUAAUGGUUUGUAUAUACCGCUCUGUUAUUACUCAUCCAUCUUACAUAACGUUUGAAGGAACCAGUCUCUGUAAAUAUUCUGUGUCCACAUAUAAAACUGCUGCUUCUUUUUGAGCAACUUUUGUAAAAAAUGUCACUGUAUUGUAAAUGUGAUUAAUGAUGCGUAUAUAUGUAUCUCCAAAAUCUUUAAUGUGGAAAGAACAAAUAAACUUUAUUUCUUUUA